This is a messenger RNA of Pseudogymnoascus destructans, 1459 nucleotides long. RefSeq lists its product as uncharacterized. The record is from RefSeq and is a predicted model, not a curated record. Gene Ontology annotation, biological process: transport. Lineage: Eukaryota; Fungi; Ascomycota; Leotiomycetes; Thelebolales; Thelebolaceae. The transcript is spliced from 5 exons. Gene Ontology annotation, molecular function: transmembrane transporter activity. Bases 235 to 1305 code for a protein of 356 amino acids.
ACUCCCCUACUCCCCUACUCCCCUUUCCCCCAUUCUCUCUCUCUGACAAACGAUCAAGAACAUGGUCGCAAACUAACCUUCCCCUUCCCAAAACGCUUCCCCAGAGUCGGAACGUCGCUUCAAACUGCUCAUGGACUUCUAUUUGCUCCGCGCCCUUUCGCGACUGCGUUGAGGAACAUUGGUCUUCCAAGGCCAUUGUCUCCUUCGCCGGCCGCGAUCACCCCUUGCGACAGCAUGGGCCGAACACCGCCUCGUGAGAAUGCCUACCCCCAGGCCCCUACCGAGGCCUUUGCCGCGCCUUUUGGCUCCUCGGCUCCUCCCCCAAAGCGAUUCCUCAAGCGGUACAGGACUGAGAUCGCGGCGAGCAGCAGCAGCGUCCUGUCCACCUUCCUCUCUUUCCCGCUGGACUCGGUGAAGACGCGGAUGCAGACAUACAGAUACAACAGCUUCCUCGACUGCGUUCACAAAACCUACCAGACGGAGAGACUGAGGGGCUUCUUUCGAGGUGUCACGGCUCCUGUCGCGUCUAUUACGUUUGUACGGACGGUGUCGAUGUCCGUGUACCAGAGGUCGAAAUAUACAUACUCCGGUUGGAUGAAGCGCAACUUUGGGGUGGACCCUAUGAGCCGCAUCAACACUCCUGGGAACUACCCCAGCUUCUCGACAGUGGCAUGCGUCGGAGCGGCAGGUGCAACAGCUGGCUCUUUUAUUACAAUAGUUGCCUGUCCGUUCGAGUUGACCAAAUUAAGUGCUCAGGUCUCGGUAUUGAUGGCUGGCAAGAACAUCACCAGCUCCCUCACAGACCCAACUGGAAGUAGCAAUACUGCAUCCGUCAAUACCAUUGCUGCCAGUUAUCAGAAUAAAGGAACAUGGAGCACUGCGAAACACAUUGUCAAGACACGUGGCAUUGGGGGUCUAUAUUCGGGGUUCAGCCUCCACCUCCUCCGAGAUACUCUAGGCACGGCAAUCUACUUUAUGACCUACGAGAGCGUCAAACAGGUCCUACUAACCUACCGUGGUGACAACACCACCACCUCACCAGUAGCGGUAGCCGGCGCGGGAGGUCUCUGCGGAGUAGUAAGCUGGGCUCUGAUCUACCCCAUCGACUCGGCAAAGAGCAUAUAUCAACGCAACUGUCUCAUGCACCAGAAAGGCAACGCCAUGAAACCCAAGAUCCAAUUCUCCAAUAAACGAAUGUACAGGGGGAUAGGGGUUUCCAUGAGCCGCUCCGCCAUUGUAAAUGCGAUCUUCUUCUCGGUAUUUGAGUUCUUAAAGAAGCACAUCAAUGCACUUGAAGACAAGUGAUGCGCAUUGUCGGGGGAGUUUGCUAGCAUAUGUCACGAUGAGCAUGGGCCGGGUGUUUGAUUCCCUGGGUGGCUCCCGUGUACAUUAGUUUAGUAGUACAGUACAUGCCUGGUCUAUAGCGAAAGCGCCAUAGCAGUAUAGCUAAAUAUCAAAC